AUGCAAGACCUGGCCACGCGACAUCAGGACUUCCAGAGGGAAUGCCUCCACCAGCUGGCCGCGGCACUGCCCCGGCCUGCGGAGCCCCAGCCGGCGGGCUCCGAGGGGGCACCGCGGCCGAACCCACCCAUCCGGUUGACCAAGACGAGCCCCAGUGACGACCCAGAGGCCUUCCUGGUAACGUUCGAGCGGGUCGCCGUCAUCGCGGGGUGGGCUCCGCACCAGUGGGCGUCCCUCUUGGCCCCGUACUUGACUGGGACCACCCAGACGGUCUAUCGGGGCCUGUCUACGGAUGCCACCCAAGAUUACCGCCAAGUAAAAGCGGCAAUUCUGGACGCCCUGGACGUGAGCCCGGAGACCUUCCACCAGCGGAUUAGGGGCUUGACCUACCCCACCGGGGGCCGGCCCUGGAUGGUGGCCCAGGAACUAAGGGAGACAUGUAAACGGUGGCUGCAACCUGAGACCCGAAUGCCGGAGGAACUCACGGAGCAAAUAGUGUUGGAACAGUUCCUCCAUAUACUCCCGCCACGGGGGAGAGCCUGGGUCCUCCGUCAUCGGCCCUCGACGCUGGCGACGGCCGUCUCCUUAAUGGAGAACUUUUUGGCGGCGGAGGCGGCCAUGGCCCCGACCCCGUGA
Molecule: messenger RNA, 636 nt
Organism: Mauremys mutica (yellowpond turtle)
Lineage: Eukaryota; Metazoa; Chordata; Testudines; Geoemydidae
Product: SCAN domain-containing protein 1-like
Exons: 1
Coding region: 1-636 (211 amino acids)
Source: RefSeq, a predicted model, not a curated record